Messenger RNA from Heterobasidion irregulare TC 32-1, 989 nucleotides. Its product is annotated as glutaredoxin-related protein. Gene Ontology annotation, molecular function: 2 iron, 2 sulfur cluster binding. The record is from RefSeq and is a predicted model, not a curated record. Lineage: Eukaryota; Fungi; Basidiomycota; Agaricomycetes; Russulales; Bondarzewiaceae. The transcript has 3 exons. Bases 88 to 816 code for a protein of 242 amino acids.
GACAGACACAGUUUGUAUACCGGUGUAUACCUCUCCUCAAGAUCGCUUCCUAUUCCUCACUCUAACUUGUAUAAAAACCUCAAAAUUAUGCCCUCGUUGCCCUCGAACUACAAUGAAAUCACCUCUCCAGAGCAUUUUCAAUCUCUGUUGUCUGCGGACCUCAACCGAGUGUCCCUCAUCAAUUUCUGGGCACCUUGGGCGGCUCCAUGUGCUCAGAUGAACGAAGUCGUGUUGGAACUCGCCAAGAAGUAUCCUCAACUGUUGGUGCUUCACGUAGAGGCCGAAUCCCAAAGCGACAUCUCCGAGUCAUUUGAGAUUGAGGCGGUCCCAACCUUUAUCAUCUUGCGUGGACAUACACUACUUGGACGUAUAUCUGGUGCCGACGCAGCUACCUUGACCAGCUCGAUCGCAAAUCACGUCCGUCCACCAUCCUCCGUCCACCCGCUCGCACACACAGACCAAAUCCCCGCUACUGCGCACAACUCUUACGGGCUUGAGAAAGAAGAGUCGCAAGAGGAACUCAAUGCCCGACUGAAGGGUCUCAUGGAGAAGAGCAAUGUAGUACUGUUCAUGAAAGGUUCUCCGGACGCCCCGCGUUGUGGAUUCUCCAGAAGGACGGUCGCUCUGCUGAAGGAUCAAGGCAUCGAAUUCACUCAUUUUGAUGUUCUGUCCGACGAGAGCGUGCGAUCCGGCUUGAAGGUCUUGAACAACUGGCCGACGUUCCCCCAAUUAAUCAUCAAGGGCGAGUUCGUUGGCGGAUUGGACAUCGUACAAGAGAUGGUAGAAAACGGAGAACUGAAGGAGAUACUAGCUUGAUUGGAUCAUGCGCGGGGUUUUUGGUUGGCUAGCAUUGUUUCGCCGGAUGGUAUGCUAUGUGCGGAUGUAGGUACGCUCGUGUAUACUCAGAUCGCAAGCUGUUUUCGUGUACUCUUUUGAUCGUUUUUCGUUCUCGAUUCUGGAAUGACGAGUCUUAAGCUUCGCAUGUGACG